UUUGUGGAUCCCCUUCUGGCAUCUGAAGAUUGUCAGCAUUUUGCUCCUGGAAAUGUUCAGCAAGACUGAAGAGUUUGAGUGCCCAGAGAGAACACAAUUUCAAGGGAAGAAAAUUGAAAAAGGGAUAGAUAGCUUGAUCUCCCACCUGUGUUUUGAAAGUGACCUGAGCUUCUAGCUACCGAUGGGCAGUUACGGCUUUUCCCAAGCAGAAGACCAAUGUGUAUAAGUAUGAAAGCUUUCUGUAGUCUCCAGGAAUCUUUUUUCCUGCCUAAAUUCUCCAGGAAUCAGAGAGUCCUCCGUCAUUGGCUGACCCAGAAAACCAGUCAGAUGGUGUGCAGAGAACUGUCAAGUGCCGUGGUAUGCUGCUGGGACAGGCAGAUGGUGGGACAGAGUGUGCCAACUAAAAGAACAGCUGAACUAGAGCUUAACUCUUGACAGAGAUGAGCAGAGAGCAAAACGGCUGCAGGAUUACCGCUGAGAACAUCCAUGUCGCUGGCAUUCCAGCAGGUCAAAGCCCGUUUUGCAGGAACGUUUAUAAUCAACAGCCACCAAUACCAGAAUUAAGCACGAUCAAGCUUUAUUUCUAAAGAAGGAGCAACUGAGACAUCACAGCAUUAAAACAGAUUGUCUAAGUUCACAGGUUCUUGCAGGUGAACUGUUCUUCAAGGAAUGACCCACUUGAAGGUAUUACCCAAGACUCACUCCACACGGAUCAGAUCUUUCUCACACGACGCAGCCCAAAGAGGGAUCCUCUUUGAGCAGCACCUCCCCAGCCUUCUGAAAAGUCUCCUUGCUGUUCCAGCAGCCAUUUUCUCACCACUCGCCCCCAUUCUCCAGGGAGGCACCCAUGUCCCAGAACCGAUCAUGAGCACUGCCUGUGAGCCCGGGCAGAACCCCUUUGAGGGUGGAGGUGGCAGCAGCAGCUCUGGAGCCCCCCGGAGGACCAGAGCCCAGCGAGGGGCUGAAGUGCAGGGCCAAGCCAGCGACGACAUGGAUGCCAACAGCAAUGGCUCCAGUGGCAACGAGUCGCACGGCGAUUCCCAUAGCAGCUCCCGCAGCAGCGGAAACGGCAAGGACUCGGCCCUCUUGGAAACCACCGAAAGUAACAAGAGCUCCAAUUUCCAAAGCCCAUCUCCUCCCAGCAGCUCCAUCGCCUACAGCCUUCUCAGCGCGAGCUCUGAACAAGACAACCCGUCAACUAGCGGCUGCAGUAGUGAACAGUCUGCACGAGUGAAAACCCAAAAGGAGCUGAUGAAGGCACUGAAGGAGAUGAAGAUUCGGCUGCCAUCGGAGAAGCGCAGCAAGGGGAAAUCGGGCACUCUGGCCACGCUCCAGUAUGCACUCUCCUGUGUGAAGCAGGUCCAAGCCAGCCAAGAUUACUACCAGCAAUGGACCAUUGACAACAGUCAGCCCUGCCAUCUGGACAUGUCCACUUACACCAUCGAAGAACUGGAAAAUAUCACCUCGGAGUACACCCUCAAAAACCCAGACACGUUCUCAGUGGCCGUCUCUUUCAUCACUGGGAAGAUUGUCUACAUUUCGGACCAGGCAGCCUUCAUCCUGCGCUGCAAGAGAGAUGUCUUCAAGGGGGCCAAGUUUGCAGAGUUCCUGGCGCCGCAAGAUGUCAGCAUUUUCUAUGGGUCCACGGCACCAUACCACUUGCCCUCCUGGAGCGCCUGCACCUCUGCCACUGCAGCUGCCAUGGAUUACACCCAAGAGAAAUCUGUCUUCUGUCGUAUCAGCGGAGGCUACGGGCGUGGGCUGCGCUACUACCCUUUCCGUCUCACACCUUACCUGACCAAAGUGCGCGACUUGGACAGCGCCGAGGGACAGCCCUGCUGCCUGCUCAUUGCAGAGCGGAUCCACUCGGGCUACGAAGCUCCCAGAAUCCCUCCUGAUAAGAGAAUCUUCACCACUAGACACACCCCCAGCUGCUUAUUCCAGGAUGUGGAUGAGCGGGCUGCCCCUCUGCUGGGUUACCUUCCCCAGGACUUGAUUGGAUCUCCUGUUCUUUUCUACCUGCAUCCAGACGACCGGCCUCUUAUGCUGGCCAUGCACAAGAAAAUUCUGCAGUAUGGCAGCCAGCCCUUUGACCACUCGCCCAUCCGCUUCUGCGCCCGCAACGGCGAGUACGUCACCAUUGACACCAGCUGGUCCAGCUUCGUCAACCCCUGGAGCCGCAAAGUCUCCUUCAUCAUGGGGAGGCACAAAGUGCGGACGGGCCCUCUCAACGAGGAUGUCUUCACCGCUCCCAAAGUGUUGAAGGUGAAGCCCGUGGAGCAGGACAUCCAGGAGCUGUCGGAGCAGAUCCACCGGCUCUUGCUGCAGCCCGUGCACAGCAGUGGAUCCAUGGGCUUGCGCAGCAUCGGCAGCAAUGCAUCCCACGAGCAGUUCCUGAGCAUCGCCUCGUCCAGCGACAGCAACGGCAUCCCCAACGAGGAGGCCCAAGCGGUCCGACCGAUGACUUUCCAGGAGAUCUGCAAGGAUGUGCACAUGGUGAAGAACCAGGGCCAGCAGGUCUUCAUCGAAUCCCGGGCCAAGCCCCAGCCCAGGAAGCAUCCUCGAGCAGCUCUCGAAGCACCAGCUGAUCAUCAUGUGCAGCCAAUGGAGACUGUGAGGGCCGGGGAGAUACCAGGCAACGCAGCUGCCUCGGAGGAGUCGGUGAGGAAGGAGUCCUCCAACUACUCCUACCAGCAAAUCAACUGCCUGGAUGGGAUCAUAAGGUACCUGGAGAGCUGCAACAUUCCAAGCCGUGUGAAGCGGAAGUGCGGUUCUUCCUCUUACACGACCUCUUCCAAUUCUGACGACGACAAGCAGAAAGUGGGCGAGGAGGCAGCCUGUCCAAACAAAGAUGCCCCGGAGGAAAUGCUGCCGACCGCAGAGAGCCAGCCCAAGAGGGAAGAGCCUGGGACGGCAGCAGCUGCCGUGGUGGGAGGCCCGCUCACGCCACUGGCUGCCUUGCCUAGCAAAGCUGAGAGCGUGGUCUCCGUGACGAGUCAGUGUAGCUUCAGCAGUACCAUCGUCCACGUGGGAGACAAGAAGCCCCCCGAGUCGGGUAGGGGAGAUAUUGUAAUGAUGGAGGAGGCAGCGCCCAGUGUGACCCCGGACCGGGAGCAGCAGUACCGCAAGGUGGGGCUGACGAAGGAGGUGCUCUCCGUCCACACCCAGAAGGAGGAGCAGGCCUUCCUCACCCACUUCAAGGACCUCAGCCAGCUGCAUGUCUUCAACCCCCCCUUGGGCUGGCAGGAGAUGCGCCACGGUGGGCUCCGCGUGGAUCGAGGGCACAGGGGUCUGCGCCAGGCUGCCCGGGGUCCAGGCUGCCGUGGGCGGAGCAGGAAGUCCAAAGCCAAACGCAUCAAGCAGAACAAGUUGUCGGACAGCACCAGCUCCCCGCAGCAUUCCGGUUCCAUCCCCCAGCUUCCGGGAGCGCCUGCGUCCUCUUCGUGGCCACCCUCGGGCAACUCCCAAGCCAGCCUUCCCACCCUGCCCUAUCCCACCGCCAUGCCCACCUACCCCAUUCCCAUGUUUCCCCCUCGACCUGCUCCCCCCCCGGCUGCUGAGCCCUCCCAGACCCCGCUUCCCGUCACGCAGUUCCCCACCCCACAGUUCCCCACUCCGCUGGUCACCCCCAUGGUGGCCCUCGUCCUGCCCAACUACGUCUUCCCCCCCGUGAACAGCCCGCUCCCCCAGUCCUACUUCCCCGGCAACCCCAUCUUCCCCUUCGGCCCUCAGCCGGGGAGCAUGCCAGCCCCUGGGCCCGAAGCAGGCGUGCAGGCACCAUCGCGCUCCUCCACCCCACACUCCAUGAGCCAGCCUGAGCGGCCGGAGUCGCCCCUCUUCGACUCCCGCUGCAGCUCCCCGCUGCAGCUCAACCUCCUGCAGAUGGAAGAGAUGCCAAAGGCUUGUGACCGGCAAGAAGCAGCCAGCAGCAACCCGGCGGGACCAGCAGGGGCCACCACGGACUGGGCUGGCGUGGCUGGCGGGCAGGGGCUGGCCAGCGAGCUCAGCCCCCAGAAGGAAACGUGCAUGGCAGAGACUCACGACUCCUCCAACAACGACGCGCUCUCCAGCUCCAGCGACCUCCUGGAUUUGCUCCUGCAGGAAGACUCGCGCUCCGGCACGGGCUCGGCUGCCUCGGGCAGCGGCUCGGCUGCCUCCGGCUCCAUGGGCUCCGGCUCCAACAGGGGGAGCACCUCUGCCAGCGGCACCACAAGCAGCAAGAGCAGCAACACCAGCAAGUACUUUGGCAGCAUCGACUCCUCGGAGAACGACCUGCAGGGCAAGAAGCGCUCCGAGGUGGAAGACAACGAGCACUUCAUCAAGUACGUCCUGCAGGACCCCAUCUGGCUGCUGAUGGCCAACACCGACGACAAGGUCAUGAUGACCUACCAGCUGCCUUCCAGGGACAUGGAGACCGUGCUGCAGCAGGAUCUCGAGAAGCUGAAGCAGAUGCAGAAGCGGCAGCCGCGGUUCACCGAAGAGCAGAAGAAGGAGCUGGCCGAGGUGCACUCCUGGGUCCAGAAGGGGAUCCUGCCCAAAGCUAUCAACAUCACGGCCUGCAUGGACUGUGGUAGCAACCCUGCCUCCAAAGUGGCCCCCCUGUACGACGUGGAGGUCCACGACAUGGACCUGAAUGGUAUGCUGGAGCCAAUGGAGGAAGGCAGUGGGGGACAGGCCUGCCUGCCCCCUCUGCCCCUGGAAAUGGCCAUGGAGCAAGAGGAGGCAGGAGAGCAGCAGCCAUCUCGGGCAGAGGCCAUCGUGCAGGAAUUGGGCUAGGCACCCAGGCGUCAAACUGCAGACUCUUUCUCUUCCCUCAAAGCCGAGGUAAUUUCUGCCGGCCCCGAGCUGGGACGCUGCUGAGCAGCAGGGUUCGGAGGCAGAAACUCCCCACAGAGCCGACGAGCGUCUCUCUUGCCGCAGCUCCGCCGCCUACGGCCAUCCAGCGGCUACCAUGGAGAGGCGUGUCUCACGUCACAGGCGCGUGUUGGGCCCGGUCAGCCCUGCGGUCCAAAGGAGAGAAUGUGAUGGGACUGUAAGCCCAGGACCAGCUUCUUCUGGCACUGAACUCGGGGCUGAUGGUCUCCCAGGAUGCAGAAGGUCCCUUCUGACCUUGAUCCACUUCAGCUGGACCAGCCACCCCCAAUCCUUGCUGCCUUACUGAGGAUUUGGACCUAGAUGGCCCGUGACAUGGGGCGGGGGGACCCACUUUUUAUGUAUUUAUUUUUGCAGAAUUGUCAUUUGUUGUAUUUUUGGGGUUAUGUGUUUUUUUACUUCUCUGCGGGCAAGCUCUUGAAGGGGCCUGUGUGCAGAACCAAUAAUAAAAGGAAAAAAAGGAGAGUGAGAGGCUGAUUUGUGGGCCCUGCUCUCAAGAAA
This is a messenger RNA of Hemicordylus capensis (graceful crag lizard), 5373 nucleotides long. RefSeq names its product period circadian regulator 1 (gene PER1). The transcript has 23 exons. Gene Ontology annotation, molecular function: transcription corepressor binding; transcription cis-regulatory region binding. Bases 670 to 4776 code for a protein of 1368 amino acids. Gene Ontology annotation, cellular component: cytoplasm; nucleus. Gene Ontology annotation, biological process: circadian regulation of gene expression; entrainment of circadian clock by photoperiod; negative regulation of transcription by RNA polymerase II. Lineage: Eukaryota; Metazoa; Chordata; Lepidosauria; Squamata; Cordylidae. The record is from RefSeq and is a predicted model, not a curated record.